This is a messenger RNA of Eucalyptus grandis, 2090 nucleotides long. RefSeq lists its product as uncharacterized. The record is from RefSeq and is a predicted model, not a curated record. Gene Ontology annotation, molecular function: methyltransferase activity. Lineage: Eukaryota; Viridiplantae; Streptophyta; Magnoliopsida; Myrtales; Myrtaceae.
UGUAUUCGCCAUUUGCUCGGUUUUCUUGCUUUCCGCCUCGCCCCGUCCAUGAGAUUAGUGAGGUCCUAUAGGUGCCGAAACUUAUCCAUGAAGUUUGAGCUUUUUAGUUACAGAAACUCGAUCUUGUUCUCUAGUUCAGAAAGCAAGUUGCUUAACUUCACUGAAAAUAAUUAACCUCCAAGGCAUCUGUAUGUAUAGGAAAAUCUUGAGGUAUAAGGUUUUCCAGCUCUAAAGAGUGGAGUCUCUGUGAAGUCUUUUAAGGUUAAAGUGGGAUGUCUUUGUGACGCAAAUACUGCAGCGACUUGGGAAGUUUUUGAUGACUCUUUUGGAUCAAAGCCACAGAGAGAAGCCCAGAAAGCUGCAUGCAUUUCCAAAAUCUGCUCAUUUUCUCAACUUGGUUGAGCAUGUGAGAGAAACGAGUUGAACCUUCAGAGCUCCGGAAAACAGUAACACUACUUCGAGCAAACAUGAAGAACAGUUGUCUUCCCAAAUGUGGAUUCAAAAGGGUAAUGGCUUGGUUUCAGAUCUUGUUAGGCUUGCUCGUCAUCUUCGUGAGCUUGCUGAGCCUCUUUAGCUUCUACAAGGCCGGAUUUUUCUUGCGCAAUGAGGACAUAUGCCACCAUUUCUACGGCAUGAGGGAUUUCAACAGCGGUUUUGACCUAAAAGCUCUCUCGGAUAGAGUAGACGAAGUGCUCAAUAAGUUGGACAGUUUGCAAGAGAAGCUCGAGUCCAAGGUGCAACAGAUGGAGAAGAAUAAAGAUGCUUUGGCUAUUUCUAACAUUACAAAGCUGGAGUACAAGAAGUACCUGGAAGAUGAGGUGAUUAGGCCUCUUUACAGUGCUCACAUCGCUCUGAGACAGAUCCGGCUGCCGAAGAGCGAAGGGAUAGGAAAUAGUACUUUUAAGGAGGUGCCGUUGAUCAACACUUUCAUAAUUGAGGAGAUUCGGAAAUACAUAACACCAAAGGAGAACAGAGUAAGGAAGGUCAACAUAUACGGAAGCGAGAGAGUACACAACACGAUCGGUCAUGCUUGUGUGCUAUACAAGACCGAAUUGGAGGAAUAUAUGGACUAUGACAUCGGUUCUUACUGCAAGGAUGACUGGAACAUGGCACAGAAGCUCAUGAUCAGCGGCUGCGAUCCUCCCCGCAGGCGGUGCUUGACCCGGGCCUCGAAGGUCUACCAAAAGCCGUACCCCAUUAAUGAGUCCUUGUGGAGACUGCCCGACCAUAGAAACGUGAGGUGGAGCAAUUACCGGUGCAGGAAUUUUGAAUGCCUAUCUAGCAAGAACCCGCAGCGGGGUUAUUCUAAGUGCACCGGCUGUUUUGAAAUGGAGAAAGAGAAACUGAAAUGGGUCACUAACACCACUCUUACGACGGAUUUUCUUAUUAGUGACAUCUUAGCAAUUAAGCCCGGAGAAAUACGGAUUGGAUUGGUUGGUGUUGGCACAGGAACUUUCGCUGCAAGAAUGAGAGAAAAUAAUGUAACAAUUAUUACGACUGCACUGAAUCUCGGGGCUCCAUUCAAUGAAAUGAUUGCCUUAAGAGGCCUGGUUCCUCUGUACGUGACGCUGAACCAGAGGCUACCCUUUUUUGACAACACUAUGGACUUGAUUCACACAACAGGAUUCUUGGACGGGUGGAUUGAUCUAGUGCUGAUGGACUUCAUAAUGUUUGACUGGGAUCGUGUGUUGAGGCCAGGAGGAUUAUUGUGGAUCGAUCGAUUCUUUUGUAACAGAAAUGAUCUGGAUGACUACAUGUACAUGUUUCUGCAGUUCAGAUACAAGAAACACAAAUGGGCAAUUGCUCCUAAGUCGGACAGUGAGGUGUAUCUUUCUGCAGUAUUGGAGAAACCUCCAAGAGCUAUAUAAAUUACAUCAGUUGGUUAAUUUUCUCUUUGAUGGUUCACAAAAUUUGAUUUGCAAAUCAAGAUGUGCGUGCCCUCUUGUAUUAGCUGUUUGAAUUUGUAAUGUCUGUACUGAUUGUAGCAGGUGAUGCUUUGAAGGGAAAUAUUUAAUUUAGCUGAAUUCUAACUUUCAAGAAAGUCGCAUAAUGAGUGAACGUAGGUUUGUUCUGCUUCUGUUUCUGCCAGC